GAGGCCAUAGAUCCCUUUAGUUCACUAACCCAAUACUGGAUGAAAAGAGGCACAAAAAGAGUUUGAUUUGCUUGCUUGGUUAAAGAUUAGCCACUACUUAGACUGCAAAGAUCAGUAACUGCGAACGGUUUAUAACCUGGAGAAGGUUAAUAUAGGCUGCAACCUUUGCACUGUGGCACACCCACAUUGCAGACACUCCGAAGAGGGAAACAGCAGCAAGAAACCAGACUUUCAAAAAUUAAUAUCCUUCAGAAAACAUUCUGUGACGGACCAUGUCAAUAAUUGGGCUGCAGUGUGUUGGUCUGGUGACGUUCUCAAUGGGGUGCUUGUUGGCUGUUAUACAAGCAAUGACUCCUUGUGAAAUCCUCAAUGAGGCCUCAGCAAUCUGCACUGGGAGGAAUCUUACAAGAGUGCCAAAAGAUCUUCCCACCAAUUUAACGCAUUUGGAUUUAUCAGGCAACUCAGUGGAUGCAACGGAUCUAGGAAACAAUAGGGGACUGUGGGCGCUCAGAGAUCUGGUUGUCCUCAACCUUUCAAAUAAUAACAUGCCGACUCUCCCCCCUGAGAUCUUUAUGAACCUGAAGAAGCUGAAGGUAUUGGAUCUGAGUCACUGCAAGAUUGAUUUGCUUCACCCCAAGGCUUUCAAAGGUCUUUUAAGUUUAAAGAUCCUGAUGCUGAACAACAACAGAAUAAAGAAUUUGGCAACUCAGUUCCUCAGUGACGCACAGGAAUUGUCAACAUUGAACUUGGCCAAUAACAAGUUGACCACAGUCACCAUCCAGUUGUUGGAGAAAUUUGAAAGAAUACAUGAGGUUCAACUGCAAAGAAAUUCUUGGGUUUGUGACUGCAAUCUGUACCCACUACAGAAAUGGCUGAUGCUACGAUUUGACCAUGCAGAGGAGAUACAGUGUGUGUUCCCGCCAGAACUCCAGGGCAAGGAUUUGCUGAAUCUAGACCUCUCAUCUGAGUCCUGCUCAGAAAAGUCUAAAAGAUUUCCUCGUCUUGCAUAUUUAAAUACGUCAACUUCCACGGUCACAGCUAUCACCAAUCAGACUUCAGAUGCACCACAAGCUGAAGGCGGCAAGGAAUGGUACUAUCUUAUCGGAGUUUUGGUCAUUGCUAUCGCCUUCUCAGCCUUGAUUGCAAUUGGUGUGAAAUUUAAACUCUUUCACAAAUACCUCACCAGCUACAGUCACCAGCUGUUACCAGAGCAAGACGCCAUCAGCCAAGACCACGACAUAUUUAAUGUGAACUUGCCACGCACUAGUGAGUUGGAGAACAUCAGAGAUACAACAAUGUAUCCACCUCAUGGUCUAGACGAAGAUGAUGGAUACAUUGAGGACAAUUACAUUCAAACAGAAGUGAAAGCUGAGGAUGAGCCAGAGAUGCAUGUUUCCAUUUAACAGAAACGUUCAAUUUGCUGCCACCUCAAACUCUUUCAAACUACUCUAAUUCAGGGUAUGUACUAUUUUUAAAAAAGGCCAACUUAUUUCUAAGGAGACUCCUAGGUCUCUUCUCUCUCUUCAUUGCAUAUGAUAGCCAAAGGUUUUUGCUCAAUGUCAUUGGAAAUUUUCUCUCCACUGUUCAUAAGAAAAGAAAAGGUAAAUGUCGGAUUUGGAAGAAAAUAGAAAAUGCAGGUUCAUCAACAUCAUAAUAUUGGAAAGGUCAAGUUCAAAUUCUCAUAACCAAAAUAACCUUUACUUGAAACUUUUCUACAUGUCUAAAACUGAUGCAAUGCCUGUACAUUCCCCUCUUCCCAGAUAAUUUGUCAUAGAGCCAAACUCUUCCACAUAACACAGGAAUUCAAAAAUACUUCCUCUAAUUGAGCCCUAUAAUACUUGCUGCUCAUGAUGAAAUCCCUGUAUGAUGAGAGGAGCAAGAAUUGCAUGAUUGGAUGACUGCAUUGUUGAGAAGAAUGUAAAAUAGUGAGAUUUAUCUUUGAGGGAAAAUGCGCAAGUACAGCAAUGUAGAAUUGAAAUAGAGCGAAGGGUACCAGUAGUAAAGAGAAUGAAAGACCAAAAUGUAUAUAGGCUAAAGUAUGAGAUGUGAGAGAUGAAACUAGGGAAAAGGAAAAAAAAAGUAGUAAUAUACCUUUUCCAAUUAUAGUCAAGGUUUCUUCAGAAAUUGCUUAUCUUCCUUAUCUUGCUUAUAGUGAGAAGCCUGGAUAGAGUGGACGUGGAGAAAACGUUUCCACUAGCAGGAGAGGCUAGGACCCAGGGACACAGCCUCGGAGUGAAGGGAUGACCCGUUAGAAUUAAGAUGUGGAGGAGUUUCUUCAGCCAGAGGGUGGUUAAUUUGUGCAACUCAUUGCUGCAGAAGGCUGCAGAGUUCAAGUCACUGAUUGUAAUUAAGACAGGUAGUUAGGUUCGACCCGAAACAUCGACUUUCCUGCUCGUCUGAUGCUGCCUGACCUGCUGUGUUCCUCCAGCUCCACGCUGUAUUGAC
Messenger RNA from Rhincodon typus (whale shark), 2445 nucleotides. It is a transcript of the gene c10h1orf210, whose product is annotated as chromosome 10 C1orf210 homolog. The transcript is spliced from 5 exons. NCBI's taxonomy places the organism in Eukaryota, Metazoa, Chordata, Chondrichthyes, Orectolobiformes, Rhincodontidae. Gene Ontology annotation, molecular function: protein binding. Bases 273 to 1403 code for a protein of 376 amino acids. The record is from RefSeq and is a predicted model, not a curated record.